Erpetoichthys calabaricus (reedfish) is the source of this 7765-nucleotide messenger RNA. RefSeq names its product AT rich interactive domain 2 (ARID, RFX-like) (gene arid2). Gene Ontology annotation, cellular component: SWI/SNF superfamily-type complex. NCBI's taxonomy places the organism in Eukaryota, Metazoa, Chordata, Cladistia, Polypteriformes, Polypteridae. Gene Ontology annotation, molecular function: DNA binding. The record is from RefSeq and is a predicted model, not a curated record. The transcript is spliced from 21 exons. Gene Ontology annotation, biological process: regulation of DNA-templated transcription. Bases 929 to 6334 code for a protein of 1801 amino acids.
AGCAGAAACUUCUAUUGGGAAUUUAGCACUAUUACCCAAUCAUCGUCUCUUUUUCAAAGUAAAAUGAUAUUUCCCAGUCCAUUCUACCCCCUAACUAGAGACACCUAACAGAAAUAUGGAAGCAACAAAGUGUUUUUCCUGCGGAAACAAGUCCCGUCGUAGGGAUUGAUUACAUGUAGACGUCCGCAGAAGCGUGUUCACACUGUGCGUGUCUCUCCUUGCUCGGGCGCCAUUGUUGUCGAAAGGAUGACACAUUAGCAGGUCAGCCCGUAGUACCUGUUGUUAUGUGGCACUGAUGACACGUGCAAGUUCCAGCAGAAGCCCGACCUUCCUUCCCCACUGCUUUCUUGUCUCCUCUCGGCACUCGGAGUUCGGGCCCGGCGCUACGUUCUUUGAACGCCGGGUUAGGAAGUUUCAGAGGAGCCCUAAGCCAACAACACUGUCUAUUGUUCUGCUCGGCACUCCGGCGGCUGCAGUUCACCUUGUUGGGCUUAGGGGUCGCUGCGCGGCGCUGAGUGGUGCGCUCGGCCUCAGGAUCUUUUUGUCUGAGAACUGGAUCCCGCUGCCGCUUGUACAGUGUGUGUGAUUGCAUGGAGCCGCGUCUGUAGCACACUGUCAAACCACUCCAAAACGGACACAAUAGCAGCCAAAACAAUUCAUUUACCUUACGUAGAACAAUGACAGUUUUUAUUUGCCGUCACAAUCGGCCCUAAUUCGGAUUGCUUGUUUGAAGUUAAAGGAGGCAAAAUCGAGUCUUGUGUGCCCGUGUGUAUACAGUCGUAAUUAUCACUCUGCUUUCUCUUAUUUCUUUAACUUUUUUAAAACACUCAGAUUCCCGUCAAUGACUGAGCGCCGGCGGAGUAUGGGAUACUUGGUAUCUUAGGAAGCGGACAAGCGGGGUUUUAACGGAUUUUUAAUAUUUUAAAAAAUGGCAAAUUCGACGGGGAAAAAUCUACCUGAUCAGCGAAGGAAAGGACUGGCUUUCCUGGACGAGCUGCGGCAGUUUCACCAAAGCAGAGGCUCGCCGUUCAAGAAGAUCCCGGUGGUGGGAGGAAGAGAGCUGGACCUGCACGCACUGUACACCAGAGUGACUAGUUUAGGUGGAUUUGCGAAGGUUUCUGAUAAGAAUCAAUGGAACGAGCUUGUUGAAGACUUCAAUUUCCCCAGGGGUUGCUCGAAUGCUGCUUUUGUUUUAAAACAGUAUUACCUUCGAUAUUUAGAAAAGUACGAAAAGGUCCAUCACUUUGGUGAGGAUGAUGAGGAGGUACAGCCUGGCAAUCCAAAACCAUCUCUCCCAGUAGGCGCAAUUCCAUCAUCUUACAAUUACCAGCAACACAUUGUAUCAGAUUAUCUUCGCCAAAGCUAUGGACUCUCAUUGGAGUUUGUCACACGAUGUGAUUACAACAAACUGGUGCUUUCACUUUUAUCUGGGCUCCCUAAUGAAGUGGAUUUUGCCAUUAAUGUUUGCACACUUCUUUCAAACGAAAGCAAGCAUGUUAUGCAGCUUGAUAAAGAUCCUAAACUUAUCACCUUAUUACUAGCACAUGCAGGAGUUUUUGAUGACACGUUUGGAAGUUUUUCUGCUGUUUUUGGAUCUGAAUGGAAAGAGAAAACCUCUCGGGAUUUUGUAAAGUUCUGGAAGGACAUAGUAGAAGAUACAGAAGUACGGGACCUCAUUGCAGACAAAAGCAGCAAAUCACAAGAUGGUACGAGUAAAGACACUGGCUGGGAUUCCCUUUUCCACCCUCCCCGAAAUGUUGGCAUUAAUGACAUUGAAGGACAGCGGGUGCUUCAGAUUGCUGUUAUCCUUAGAAACCUCUCCUUUGAGGAAGGAAAUGUUAAACUUUUGGCAGCUAAUCGAACCUGUCUCAGAUUCCUUUUAUUGUGUGCUCACUGUAACUUCAUUUCAUUAAGGCAGCUGGGCCUGGAUACAUUGGGCAAUGUAGCAGCGGAGCUUCAAUUGGACCCUGUUGAUUUUAGGACUACCAAUCUUAUGUUUCAUACAAUUACAAAAUGCUUAAUGGCAAGAGAUAGAUUUCUCAAAAUGAGAGCAAUGGAGAUCUUGGGAAAUCUAUGUAAAGCAGAUGAUAAUGGGAUUCUCAUUUGUGAGUAUGUGGAUCAGGAAUCAUACAGGGAGAUAAUAUGUCAUCUCACUCUACCUGAUGUGCUGCUUGUAAUAUCCACAUUGGAGGUGCUUUACAUGCUUACAGAACAGGGAGAUAUGACCUGCUCAAAGAUAGCUGCUGUGGAUAAGAGUAUUGAGCUGUUAGUGCGCUUAGUGUCAGUUGACAUAAAUACCUUUGGACCUGAUGCCCUAACAGUGGUAAAGCUCAUUGAGCAUCAAAGCUCCAGUAAUCAAGUUGUUGCAGAAAUAAGACCACAGUCAGUGGAGCAUAUACCAUCCCAGGUUCAUGGACCUCCAGCCACUGUGUCAAGACCUGUUCCUGUACAGUCAGCUGCUACUCCUCCUGGAAUUGUUGAACUUGAUGGUGAGAAGUUUACAGCUCAGUGGCUAAAUGCAUACUUUGAGCCACAAAAUGACAGCUCUGUUUCCAGAUCCGAGAUGUACUCUGAAUAUCUCUCUACAUGCAGUAAAAUGGCUCGUGGUGGUAUCUUAACAUCUACUGGGUUUUACAAAUGCCUGAGGAGCAUCUUCCCAAAUCACACAGUAAAGCGAGUAGAAGAUAAUAAGAAUAAUGGACAGGCUCACAUCCACGUAGUUGGCAUUCGGCGGAGACCUAUUCCUCUUCCAGUGCAGCUGUAUUACCAGCAGCAAGCUUCUCCUACACCUGCAGCCAGGCAUGAAGCAAUUGCUGACCAGUCCCAGACACCCCCACCAGGCACUACUCUCGGACCUCAGACAUUUGGAAAUCAUUUCAACAGGACACCAGUCAGUAGCCUUAAUGCCAAUUUGGCAUCCUCACAGAUGGCCUUCACGGUUCAAGGAGUCUCAAAUGUGGCUCAGACUGUUUCCAAGAUAUCCCAAAACCAAACUGCCCAGGUUCAACAGCACCAAAAUCCAGCAGUGACUGUCAUCUCAAACAAGACUGGUGAAGGCAUGAAAGCAGCAGUUAUCCAAGGCUCCAUUUCACAGGCAGCUGCUCCAGUUAGUGUCUCUGUUGUUCAAAACCAUAAUAAUACAGUGCCCCAAACAUCUGUCACCGUUGUUACUUCACAACCAUUGCUUCACCAUUCCCCUUUAAUACCAUCUGGUACUCCGGUCACAGUCUUUCAACAAGGACUACCACAAACACACAUUUUUUCAGGAAGAGUGCAGAAUAUUCCAGCGGGUCCAUCCAUCACAACUUCCCAAGGACAGCAACUUGUGUCCUCAUCACCCCAAACAUUACCUGCAUCCCAGCAACCAGGAAGCACAGGUCAUCAACAGGAAGCUGUUAUCCUCACUCCCCAGCAAUAUGUUUCAAAUUCUGCACCCAGCAUUGUGUCCUGUACCUCAGUGCAGAAUUUUCAAGUUGCUGGUGGUCACGUCUUCACAGUAGCUGGUGUCCAGAGUCCUCAGGCUUCAAGAGUGACUUUCCAAAAUAUUGCUCCCAAGCCAGUGCCCCCACAGUCUACAGUGGGGUCACAGCAGCAGCCGCCACCACCCUCACCACAGCCAACACCACAACAAAGUGUGGUUAUUGUCAGCCCCACACCUCAGCAGAACCAAACCUAUGCACCUGCCAUUCAUCAAAUAGUACUAGCCAAUCCCACUUCCAUUCCUGCUGGCCAAACUGUUCAUCUUGCGGGGCAGAACAAUGUCACACCAUCACCUUCGCCAUCAUCUUGUCCAGUUACCAGCAGUCAUGUGCCAUCAGUCAUAGCAUCUCCUUCACCCACAUCUCAGACACAAGGACCUCCUCCUACUGUUGGUCAAAUGUUAUCAGUCAAACGACAGCAGCAACACCACCAGCACUUCCACCACCACCACCAUCAUCCUCAUCCCUCACAAUCUCAAUUACCAGUUCAACCACAGCCUCCGCCUCCUCCUCCCCCACCUCCCCCUGGUCAACCUACACCUACUGAAUCCAGUUUGAUUAAACAGUUACUACUUCCAAAACGUGGUCCUUCCACUCCUGGUGGUAAAUUAAUUCUUCCUGCACCUCAGAUUCCUUCUCCAAAUAACACCAGAGCUCCAAGCCCUCAGGUGGUCUACCAAGUAGCCAACAAACAAAGCCCAGGUUUUGGUGUACAGGGUCAGCCCCAACCCCAGCAACUACUUGUAGGUCAGCAGAAUGUUCAGCUGGUCCAGAGCUCUAUCCAGUCACAAGGAACAAUGCAAACUGUACCCAUUUCUAAUUUGCAGAUCUUACCUGGACCUUUGCUUUCUACCAGCAGCUCUGCGGCUUUUAUCCAAGGAACAGCUGGUAACCAGGUGACAUUCACGGUUGUGCCAAAUACCAGUUUUUCUACGGCAGCUGUCAGUCAAGGAAGUGGUUCACAAAUUAUUACCCCACCAGGAAUACCAGUAAGUGCAUCUCAACCUAGUAUUGGCUUACAAUUGCAGACUCUUCCUCCUCCUCUUGGGUCGACAACGCCAGUUUCCGUACCUCCAUUUAAAGGUGACAAGAUAAUCUGCCAAAAGGAGGAGGAGGCAAAAGAUGCAACUGGGUUACAUUUACAUGAGCGCAAAAUAGAGGUCAUGGAAAACUCUUCCCUUCGAGAAGGGUUCACUAAAACUAGCAAUGGAGAUUCAAAGGAAAUUGAUACAUCUCUGGCAAGUCUGGUUAAUGGAAAAAAGUAUCUUGAUUCAAGUCUACCUCCUUCUAUCUCAGGGAAAAAUCAGUUGGAGGCCAGUCACUACUCACAGGUCACUAAUGGACCUACCUUUGAGGUUAAAGACAAUCCUGCAAAUGGAGUACCCACUACAGAGCAGGCAGACCCACAGGAAAUAAAAAGUGAUCUAAAACGGUCCUUGGUGAAUGGUAUAUGUGACUUUGAUAAAGGGGACUGUCCUCAUUUAAAUAAAAGCAUUCCAAAUCAUAAAGCUUCCAGAUAUGUGGGAAAUGGAGAGAUCUGCUCACAACAACAGCAAGAGAAUUCUGCACCUACUGUUCAAGAUACUGCCAAAGCUGAUCAGUUUGCAAGAUUGACAAAUGGGCCUGUAAUAGUAAAUAAUACAUUACCUACUGCAAGUAUACCACCAGAGGCAGCAUUUCCAGCAUGCCAAAAAUUUAGUAGUAAUAGUACAGAAUUAUUAAAUGGACCUCUAGAAGCAAGUUUAAACAUGGAUAUGCCUCAACCUAAACCACAGCAUCCUUGUGUAAUAAUGGCUUCACAAUCUACUGUUUCUGCAGCUAUAACCACUGUAAAUCCAGUUAAAACUGUAUCUCAACCAGGAAUCAUCAUGCCACAGUGCACCCCAGCUGCUUGUGAGCCUCAGUCAUCUAAUGGUUCAAGUGAAAGUCGAAGUAUGAAAAGGCCGGGUGAGGACAUGGACAGAGGAAUGCUUUCUGGAAUCCCUAAUAAAGUAGGCGUAAGGAUUGUUACAAUUAGUGACCCCAAUAAUGCUGGUUGCAGUGCAACAAUGGUAGCUGUGCCAGCAGGUGCAGAUUCGAGUGCAGUAGCUAAAGUAGCAAUAGAAAAUGCAGUCCAACAAAAGCAGCAUCAGUCUUCAUUUAUGCAAGGAUUAGUCACACAGCCUUCAUCUAUUUCAUCAGCAUCUCCUGUACAGCAAGUGAGUUCAUCAACCCCUACAUUCACAACACAGUGUUCAAAUCAGCAUUUGGAACAUCCAAGAAAGCCAGGCCAAAACUUCAUGUGCUUAUGGCAGUCAUGUAAAAGGUGGUUUGAGACACCUUCUCAAGUAUUUUACCAUGCUGCCACACAGCAUGGAGGAAAGGAAUCGUACCCAGGACAGUGUUUUUGGGAAGGCUGCGAACCUUUUCCUCGGCAGAGGCUCUCCUUUAUUACACAUUUGCAGGAUAAGCACUGCUCUAAAGAAGCUCUUCUUGCUGGAUUGAAACAAGAAGAGCAGGCUCAAUGUACAAAUCAGAAAACUUCCAAACAGCAACCACCUGCUGGUAGCACUUCCUCUCCCAGAGCACAAAAGGCCAUUGUAAAUCAUCCCAGUGCUGCUCUUAUGGCACUUCGAAGGGGGUCUCGAAACCUUAUGUUUCGAGAUUUUACGGAUGAGAAAGAGGGACCAAUAACCAAACACAUCCGGCUGACUGCUGCCUUAACGUUAAAAAAUAUUGCAAAAUAUUCAGAUUGUGGUAGAAAGUUAGUAAAAAGGCAUGAAAACCAUCUGUCUAUACUAGCUCUAAGCAACAUGGAAGCUUCCAGCACGCUUGCCAAAUGCCUUUAUGAACUCACGCAUUCACUUGAGCCGUGAAAUAAGACUGGGGAACAGACUUUGAAAUGCUGCAGCAAGGAAGUUCACUUUUUGUAGAGAUGAAUUGUCUUUUAAAGAAAUGAUGAAAAUGAACAACUAUGGGGGAAAAAGCAUUUUUCAAAUGAAAACAGUCUUAAUGGGAGAUGGUGACGUAUUCACAGUUUGGCAUAUCCUAUUUGCUCCCAUGCUGCAGAAAUUUUAGCUUUUUAUUCUGAUCUGCGAAUGAAUCCCUUUGUUCUUAACAAAAACUGCCAUGGGAUCUUCAACCAGCUGUCUGCAGGAUGCCACUCAAAGCAGCUUUAUCCUAAAGGAAACUGGUGUGGUCAGAAUUCAGUACCAUCCACAUUGGAACAGAUAAAUUUAAUAUAAAUAAACUUUACAAUCAGACAAUAUAAGCAUUACUUAUUUUUAUUCUGUACCCAAAACGAGCACAUUUUUAUAUUCAUGGACUAUUUGAUUAAGCUGGUUUGAAUACAAGUUUCAGCACACCAGAAGUAUGCCUCUUUUACCAGAGGUUACAGCUAACGACUAGCUAUGGAUUGUGUGUGUUUGUUUAGAAAUUGGUAGCUUGGUUUUCUUACUUGAGCCAAUAUAUUUUCACUUAUUUAUUAUCAAAUUACCAAUAUGAUAAAAAUGUAAAUACUUGUGAAUAGAAAAAAGACAAAUAAAUCUUCAUGCCACUGCAGCCACUGGAAACGUACUCUGUGGUGUCAUAGGAGCAUUAUUGGGUAGGUUUCAAGGUUUUUAUUUUUUUUUUUUGUUUUGUUUUAUCCCAAUCAACUGUAUCAAAUGUGAUUAUAUACUCAGCAGUGGAUGAAUGUUCUUAAAAAUCUUUGUAAAUACUGAAAAGGUACUGAUGCUGUAAAGUUGGAAAAAAUGUUUUUUGUGGAACUGUGAUUUUUUUUUUUUCUCCUUUUUUGUAUUAUACACCUUGUAGAACUCAUUUUGCUGGCUGAAAGAGUAUGAAUAAUAUAUCUCAUGUCAUUUUUGUAGAAGAAAAACUAUUGAAGGUAUUUUUGAUUUUUUUUUUUCCCUAACAUGUAUCCACUGUAAACGUUUUGUCACAGUGCAAGCUUGGUGCUUGUACAAAAUUUUUUUGUAUUUGUAAAUUGGUUUAAAUACAUGGAGUUUUAUACAGGUUUUCUCCUGUGUUAUAUUUGCUUUAUGUGGAGGUAUGAUAUUUUCUUCACUACUUUUCCUAUCUUAAUAUAGUGUGGAGUUUUAUUGUACUAUUUUUUUCAUUCUUACUACCAUACCACAUUCCUGCUCACAUCCCUAAAUUGUGUCCUCUUUACAGCGUGUUGUGUAACCAUUUAUAACUGCCUAUUGCCUGUUGUAUUAGCAUCCAAAACAGGGGAAAUCAUCCCAUCACCAUUUCUGCUGUGUCCGUAAGAAGUGCAGUAAACAAAAAAAAAACAAAAAAAAAAAAAA